UCCUCUAUUUUCUGCCCCACUGUCAUAAUGGUUCGUGGUGGUGCCACAGCGCACAAAUUUUUUUCAACAACAGUCGUUCGAUCACGAUAAGCUUAACAAUUUGGGCCCUGCUUAUCGAAUGCGUUCACUCGACGCCAAAUUGCGUGUGUGUGGCGUCUCCGUGGAGACAGUUUAGACUACAUCGCUUUUCCUCGCAGCGGGUGAAACGUUUUGCUGAAACAGUCGCUCCGGGUGCAGGCGAACGUGCGCGUGUGUGUGUGGGUGCUUGCAUUUAGAUUGAGGAAAAAGGGUGAAAUACGUGAGAGUGCGUUCAGUGGAAAACAGCUGCUUGCCUUUCUCGGCGGUCGAGGUCAUUUCCUUGCGCGCAGCAAGGGGCGCCAGUACAAUGGGGGACGUGAAAUUAUACCUGCUGGUGUCAGCAAUUGCCAUAAACUGUUGCCUCUCGGUGCUUACGGUGUACGGCUAUACGGUGCAGAAUGUGAAUCCGGUCGGUGGUUCCCACGAUGUGGAUGAAAGUUUCCUGCAGCAGCCUCAUUACCGUGGCAACAACGAGCUGCUCGAUGUGUUGGCCCACCUGCAGAAGGACUACCCGGAUCUGGCCAAGGUGCACACGAUUGGCCAGUCACUGGAGGGCCGUCCGCUGACCGUGGUCGAGAUACGCCCGAACGUGAACCGUCCGCGACCAUUGCUGAUGCCCAUGUUCAAGUACGUCGGCAAUAUGCACGGUGACGAAACGGUAGGCCGGGAGCUGCUGCUGUACCUGGCGCAGUAUCUGUUGGCGAAUUACGGUCGGGAUCCGGAAGUAAGCUCGCUGGUAAACGAAACAGCCAUCUACCUGAUGCCAACAAUGAAUCCGGACGGGUAUGAGCGGUCCAAGGAAGGUGUCUGUGAAUCGCCACCAGAUUACGUGGGACGCUACAAUGCAGCAAACGUCGAUCUGAAUCGAGAUUUUCCCGACCGCUUCGAUGAUGAGCGUACGCGCCAUCAGCGCAUGAGACGUCGCCAGCCGGAAACGGUCGCCGUUAUGAACUGGAUCCUGAACAAUCCGUUCGUCCUGUCGGCGAACCUGCACGGUGGUGCCGUCGUUGCCAGCUAUCCGUACGACAAUUCGAUCCAUCAUCAUGACUGUUGCGAGGAAAGCCGUACCCCGGACAACAAGUUCUUCAAAUACGCUGCCCUAACGUACGCGGAAAAUCAUCCGGUAAUGCGCCAGGGACGUGAUUGUAAUGAAACAUUCCAGAGCGGCAUCACCAACGGUGCGUACUGGUACGAGCUGAGCGGUGGCAUGCAGGAUUUCAACUACGUGUACAGCAACUGUUUCGAGGUGACGCUCGAGCUGAGCUGCUGCAAGUUUCCGUACGCCAGAGAGCUACCGAACGAGUGGCACAAGAACAAGCGCAGCCUGAUCGAGUACUUGAAGCUGGUUCACGUCGGUGUGAAGGGUCUCGUCACGGACAGUGCCGGUUACCCGAUCAAGGACGCGGACGUGAUCGUGAGUGGAAUCGAUCGGAAUGUACGCACCAGCGAGAGGGGCGAAUACUGGCGCCUGUUGGUACCGGGCCAGUACAACGUACGGGUGGAAGCUGUUGGCUAUUACCCGAGCGAACCCGUCACCGUACAGGUGAAAGCUGACCAGCCGCUGCAGGUGAACUUCAGCCUGAAGAGCUACGACACACAGGAAGCCCCCUCCAAAUCGGAACAGGUGCGAGUAGUACGGGAAACGUUUGACGAGUACGGAUUUGCCAAAACGCCCGCCUUUGUACAUCACAACUACACCAGCAUGGUUCGCUACAUUCAGGAUCUCGCCACGAACUACCCAUCCAUCACGCAGCUCUACUCGAUCGGCAAGUCCGUACAGGGCCGUGAUCUGUGGGUGAUGGAAGUAACCGCCAACCCCGGCAAGCACGUGCCAGGCAAGCCGGAGGUGAAGUACAUCGCCAACAUGCACGGUAACGAGGUGGUCGGUCGGGAACUGUUGCUACUGUUUGCGAAGUAUUUGUGUGAAAACUUUAACCGCACGCAGCGCAUUACGCGGCUGGUAAAUGGGACGCGGUUGCAUCUGCUGUUCAGCAUGAAUCCGGACGGGUACGAGCUGGCCGAUGCGAACGAUAAGGAAAGCUUGCGCGGCCGCUCGAACGCGAACAACGUUGACCUGAACCGCAACUUUCCGGACCAGUUUGGGCGCAAUCACUACAACACGCGCCAGGAACCGGAAACGUUGGCCGUUAUGAACUGGUCCCUGGCGACGCCGUUCGUACUGUCGGCCAACCUGCACGGUGGUGCACUGGUAGCCAACUAUCCGUUCGAUGAUUCGCCGAAGGAUUUCGCCUACUCCAGCGGGUACGGCGAUCCGCGCACGGUCAAGAACCCCACGGAGGAGAACGAGCUGUUCCAGUAUCUGGCGCAUGUGUACGCUAAUUCACAUACCACGAUGCACCUUGGACAUCCAUGCCGAACCUACCUGCGUGAAACGUUCCCCGACGGCAUCACGAAUGGUGCCGCUUGGUACAGUGUGACCGGCGGUAUGCAGGACUGGUCGUACGUCGUUGGUGGAGCAUACGAGCUAACGCUCGAGGUAGGUUGCGACAAGUUCCCGCCCGCUUCCCAGCUGCCCGACUUUUGGAAACAAAACCGCGAAGCGUUGCUGCAGUACGUGGAGCAGGCGCAGCACGGCAUUACCGGAUACGUCCGUAGCACGAUCGGCCAUCCGAUCGGGCGUGCCAGCGUUAAGGUGAACCAGAUCGAACACGUCACGUACACGACGGCGAAUGGCGAUUACUAUCGGCUGCUGUUGCCGGGUCUGUACAAUGUGACGGCCGAGGCCGAGGGCUACGAACCGCAAUCGCUCGAGGUGCGCAUCCCGCCCGAGGCAGAUCGGGCGGUGAUCGUCGACUUUCAGCUGAUGCGUGACGAUCCCCAACAUUGGUCGUCCGCGUACGACUAUCGGACGCUGGAAAACGUCAUCAAAACGCGCUACCACUCGGACGCGGAACUGAAAUCGAUCAUGGCCGAAUUCGAGAACAAGUACUACACGUCCGUUUCGCUAGAGUUUGGUGGCAAUGAGGUGUCGAUGGCGUACCCGUCGGUGAAGGUGACCGACAGUAUUGGAGAGCCGGAAGAGACGAAACUGCACAUCCUGAUCAUAUCGUCGCUGUUCCAAACGACCGCCAUUGGGCGGGAGAUGGUCAUCAAUCUGGCACGGCACGUCCUCGCCGGCUACGUCAUCAAGGAGCCUUUGCUGAUCAAAUUGCUGCAAAAUGCUGUCCUCCACUUUGUCCCGGUAAAGAAUGAUUUCGACGAGAUCGUGCAACAGUUUCGGGCGAAUGGAUCCGUGUGCAAUCCUACACUGCAUUCGGACGAGCUGGCAGACAAGUUGCUGAACGCGGAAACUGACAAUCAGAAGGACAUGUUCCUGCGCAUGCUGAAGGACGAAGAGUACGAUCUAGCGCUAACGUUCUCUGCCGGCGGACACGAUGUAUUCUUUCCGAACACAGACGAUAAGGUUGCCGUCUACUCACGGUUUGCGGAAAAAAUCAAAGGCCACAAGUACCGGCAAUCGGCCAACUCCGACCACUGUACGGUCGACGCCGGUCAGCUGCAUCAGGUCGAGGCGACGCAGCGUGUCACGAAUGCGAUCCACAAGCUGUACGAGGUGCCGCUGUUUACGCUGCAGCUCGGUUGCUGCAAGAUGCCGGCCGAAACGGCCAUCGCCAGCGUAUGGCGCCAGAACCUGGAGCGUAUGACCAACUUCCUGCGGCUGAUCGAUACCGGAAUCCGCGGGUUCGUGAAGAACGCGCACGGCGCCCCGCUGCGCAAAGCGAUCCUUCGCGUGCACGGUAACAAUCUGAUCUACAAGGUAACGCCCAACCUUGCCCACUUCCGCAUCAUCCUACCGUCCGGUUCGAUGGAGAUCGAAAUCAGCUGCUACAACUACACGUCGCGCAUCAUGCCGGUAACGCUGAGCGACAACCAGAUACUGGAUCUGGGCGAUAUUGUAAUGCAGGAAGCGGCACGGCCGCGGGAAAGUAUCGUGGCACCACCCGUUCCGGUGCUACCGCAAACCCUGCUGACACCCGAGAAGCAUCGGGAUUUUGGUGUGCUGGAACCGUCUAAAACGAUGAAAGUGUUUCCGCAGGAUGGUGGCGUUGAAGUGAAUGCUGUCGUUAGUGGAAUCGUGCUGGAUGACGCUAAUCAUCCACUGCCCAACGCCAAAGUGUACGUAACCGACGCAAACACCCAGAAGGUGCUUGCCGACGGGCGUACGGGGCCGUUGGGAAAGUUCCAGUUUGAAUCUCUGUCCGACACGAAGGAUAUUAUGGUGCAUGCUGAGCCGUCGGGGUACGAGCAGGGCGUGAAACAAAUUAGACAAGGUCCGCUGGGCGGUGCCACUGGUAUCGUGUUCCAUCUGGCACGCGACGAGCGUGUGCUAGGGCUUCCGCGGUUAGUCUUCGUCAUACUGGCGGGAUGCGUUUCGGUCGGCAUCAUCGUCGCUGGUAUCAUGUGCUUCAUGUACAUUCAGGCGCGCCGUCGCGACUCGCGCUACUACUACAACUUUUCGCUUCUGCCGCAGAAGGGCGAACCGAACCGGAAGCUCUUCGACGACGACGAAGAGACGGAACUGUUCCGUGCGUCCACGAAAACAGAACUGCAGCCAUACUACGACGACGAGCGAGAACCGAUCACUGAUACGGAUGACGACAGUGAGGAGGAAAUUGUGAUGCUCAAUCCUUCCUUCCGCAACACAAUCAGCCAGUCGUAACGGAGUAUCUCCCCCCCCCCCCCCCCCCCCCCAAAAGUUCCCCAUCUCCCCUUCAUCCUUUCCGUCCUUCUUCGUUGGGUGAAACACCAGCGGUCAAUUAUCGUGGUACCUUAGCGUAGUAAAACCUCGUUCGGAACGAUUCUGUAGAAUAUGUAUCGACGAUGGCGAGUGGUCGAAGAGACCUGCUUCGACCCUCGGCACCAUCGUCAAAACCUCCUUGCCUUAGAACACCGUUAUACCUGUUCCCGACACCAACUUUAUGAACUAUGACAACGAACCAACGGACCACCACCACACAUGAUGCCGCCGCGCACACGCCCUGUCCAGUCCACCGGCGCGGCAGGCAACCUACCUUCAGGUUUUGAUUUGUGAUAAGCUAUUUGUCCCAGUACUGCAUUUGUGUGUGUGUGUGUGUUUGUAUUUUUUUAUCCUCCCCGGGAAAGCUCCACUCCCCUGGCACCACCUGGCAAACUACAUAAACAAAAAGGCAUAAAAAGCGACGCUAAACUUAAGGCGACACCAACGUACUGUGUCGGAAACUGACGGAGCUGUGAGUGGUACAGAAGCCGCAGAUGAGAUGAUGAGACGAUGACGACAGCGGAAUGAACAGAAUUGGAGAAAGGCGAAGCGGGCAGAUCAUUCCUUCCGGCAGGGGUUUACAUUUCCGGUUUAGAUUAAUUUAUUAUUUUUUAAGCAAAAUGAACUAAAUAAACGCAUCGUCGGUGUUGUGCAAUUGGAUCCCAA
Molecule: messenger RNA, 5503 nt
Organism: Anopheles stephensi (Asian malaria mosquito)
Lineage: Eukaryota; Metazoa; Arthropoda; Insecta; Diptera; Culicidae
Gene: svr
Product: carboxypeptidase D
Exons: 13
Coding region: 386-4759 (1457 amino acids)
Biological process (GO): proteolysis
Molecular function (GO): metallocarboxypeptidase activity; zinc ion binding
Source: RefSeq, a predicted model, not a curated record